Messenger RNA from Cicer arietinum (chickpea), 997 nucleotides. The record is from RefSeq and is a predicted model, not a curated record. Lineage: Eukaryota; Viridiplantae; Streptophyta; Magnoliopsida; Fabales; Fabaceae.
AUGUCCGAUGAUAGAUACGUGGAGCCUGACAGAUCCAUGGAGCUCAGUCUCUCUGGUUCUAUCUUGUUGCAAUUGCAAGACUCUUCAGAGAUUUCCUUACCGUCACUGAAGGUGCUGCAACUAAUAGAGGUCGAUGACUUGGAUGCAAAAUCCUUGGAUAUCCUUCUCUCUCGAUGCCCCAUUCUCGAAAAUUUGAAACUUUUCUAUACACACUAUUCUUUUGCUAUACUUCGGUUGCAAUCUUCCUUGUUGAAGCGGUUGGAAAUCACUAUUGACAAUGAUGCUGGGGGUUGCCUUGAAAUAGACGCACCAGGUCUCAAGUACCUUAGCCUAAGGAAUUUCACAUUUAGCAAUGCCGCUGCUGUAGGGAACUUGCCCAACGUGAAAAAAGCAGAUCUUGCUAGAUAUUCCACUCCUAAAAGUGAAUCUGUAUACCCUUUACUCAAUCUCCUCCGAAAUCUCUCUGGAAUUAAACAUUUAAAGAUGGGUUGUUCAAUAACAGAGGUGACUGAAGUUUUCAUUAUUUAUAUGUUUUUAUUAUAUAUAUACUGUGUACUAAUAUUACAUAAUCACUCGUCUAUGUACAAGUAGUGGCUAUUGGAUGCCCCUGUUUUAGAUAUUCCAGAAUAUUGCUAUUUGCUUCAUCUAAAGGUCGGUCUUCCCUCUUUCAACUUGCUUUUUCUGUUCAACAUGCUUCAGAAAUGUCCUAUGCUACAAACUCUCAUAAUUCACCAACGCAUGGUUUGUUCAGUUUAAAUAAAGAUUUGGUGCAUGUUGUGUUUUUGGUUUGGUUCUUCUGUGGCCUGUCCCUUGUUUCCAACAGGAACCACCACCAGUCAUUGAUAAGUCAUCUGCAUAUGGAUAUGGUUGGUAAAGCCUAAAACUGUUGCUAUGUGUCUCGAAUCACCUUCGUAUAUAUGGAUGGCUGGUAAAGCCUAAAAGUGUUCCUAAGUGUCUCGUAUCCCACUUGACCUUUAUUCACUUUAAAGCCAAUCAA